This is a messenger RNA of Rana temporaria (common frog), 1612 nucleotides long. RefSeq names its product cyclin E1 (gene CCNE1). The record is from RefSeq and is a predicted model, not a curated record. Gene Ontology annotation, biological process: G1/S transition of mitotic cell cycle; regulation of cyclin-dependent protein serine/threonine kinase activity. Gene Ontology annotation, cellular component: cytoplasm; centrosome; nucleus. Gene Ontology annotation, molecular function: cyclin-dependent protein serine/threonine kinase regulator activity. NCBI's taxonomy places the organism in Eukaryota, Metazoa, Chordata, Amphibia, Anura, Ranidae.
CUCUCCCCGGGUCCCGGCUGGCAGUGUAUAUAACCGGGCAGGCGGGGGAGACCGGGGAUCGGCUGAGAGCGAGGGACAUCGGAGGAGAGCACAUCCCCCCCGGCACUUGGCGCAGUGCGAGAGUCUGUGAGAGCCUCUACAGGUUCAUCCCCACCCCUGAGAAAGAAGACAAGACCAUCGACCCAACCUCCUGCCCUACAUACCCCUGCCUCAAGUUCCGACCGACAACAGUAUCUCCUCUUCCACAGCUUAGCUGGGCUAACCAGGAUGAAGUGUGGCGCAACAUGUUGCAUAAAGACAGAAUCUAUCCACGGGAUAAAAACCUCUUCCAGAAGCAUCCCGAGCUACAGCAGAGCAUGAGGGCCAUCCUGCUGGACUGGCUGAUGGAGGUGUCUGAAGUCUAUAAACUACACCGGGAGUCUUUCUACCUGGCCCAAGACUUCUUCGAUCGCUUUAUGGCCAUCCAGGAGAAUGUGGUGAAAUCCAGCCUGCAGCUCAUCGGCAUCACUUCCUUAUUUAUCGCUGCCAAGCUGGAGGAGAUCUACCCCCCCAAGCUGCAUCAGUUUGCCUAUAUUACAGACGGGGCUUGUACUGAAGACGAGAUCAUCUGCAUGGAGCUGAUCAUCAUGAAGGCACUUAAAUGGUGUUUAUCUCCAAUGACGACGGUCUCGUGGCUGAACAUCUACCUACAAGUGGCUUAUAUCCGAGAGCUGCAGCACUUCCUCCUUCCACAAUACCCCCAGGAGACCUACAUACAGAUAGUGGAGCUGUUGGAUCUGUGCGUCUUGGACGUCGCCUGUCUGGAAUAUCCGUACAGCGUCCUCGCCGCAUCUGCACUCUACCACUUCUCCAACGCCGAUCUGGUGGAAAAAGUUUCUGGCUAUGAGUGGACGGAGUUGGAAGACUGCAUCAAAUACAUUGUGCCUUUCGCUACGGCAAUAAGGGAUUCUGGGAAACCGUCCACAAUGAAGAUCUUCCGAGGGGUGGACAUAGAGGACAUGCACAACAUCCAGGCGCACACAGACUGCUUACAACUUCUGGACAAGGCACAAGCGAAGCGGCAACAGAUGAAGGAAGAGAGCAGAAUCAUUCCAGUCCCCAGCGGAGUCCUGACCCCUCCACAGAGCGACAAGAAGCAGAGAACCCCGGACUCUGAAUAACUCUCCUAAUACAUUGGACUCUUAACGUGACAGGAGGUGCCUCCAGGGGGCGCUACAAGCUGGCAUGUUUGCUUUUAUGAACUUUUUUUUUUAUCGAACUGUGCCUGCCUGCCUCCUGUCAACGGCAAUGCAACUUAUUUUUAAUGGCCACAAGACCAAUUUUUUUUUUUUUUUUUUAAUGCUGCUACAGAAAAUGCUGCUCAAGGAAUGGGAUGGAUUGUGGUGAGGAAAGUAAAGCGUUGUGGGAGGGGCCUAGAGUUCUUCCAGGUGUACUUGUCGGUGUGCAAUCUUCUACUUUUUUUUUUUUUUUUUUUUUCUCCCUUUUUAAAUUUCCUAUAUACGCAAUCUGUCCCAAUUUUUAAAAAAACUAUUUCUAGAGAUGCUGCUAUCUUUUUAUUUUUUGUUUUUAAUAAAAAUAAAGAUGCCGUCUUCAAGAUGGCUGGAAUUCCUGA